CAAACAGGCAUAGUACCUAAGGUCCGGUAGUUAAAAGAAUAUCGACCUAAACGUGACAAAAUUGACAUCGAUAGCUAAAGUGUUAAACUUAUCCGUUGCAAUUCGGUUCUUAGAGAGGUGUGUUAAAACGAAGAUUUUUUUGCUGGGCGUUUGAAAUCGGACACCGCUGGCGUUAACGUUUACUUCAUGCGGAGGGAUAUAGUUAGGGCUGACAAUGUGGAGGUUGUUAAGAUGUCUACUCGAAGGAUGAAAUGGUUUUAAAUGUAGCAACGAAAAGAGACGCCGAAGACUUGUAGAGUUUUUUGGAUGCAGCGAGGCUACAUUGUUUAAAUGACGUGGAUUGUCUAACGAAUCACGAGUAAAGGAGAAAGGAUACGACCGUCGUUCAGUCAUCCACUGCUUUUGAAGCGCUGGUGGGAAAUUCUCUUGAAGUUUUAUGUUUUUCCUAUAGGACAGUCAAUCUUUUUACUGUUGGAUGCCAGGCAUUUGAAAAGGGCUGUAGUGGCUGAGACCCAGUGGCACGAACAUGCAGCAGGAAAGGAUGGCUGCAGUGGGAACAGACAAGGAACUCAGCGACCUCCUGGAUUUCAGCGCGAUGUUUGCUCCCCCCGUGGCGAAUGGGAAGAACAACCCGACGACGUUAGGCCAGUUCGGAGGAACAGGUUUGGAUGAACGCAGUGGCUCCGGCUCGUGGGCUGCUGGAGAACAGACCAGCCCCUCCUUCAAUCACGGAAGGCAGACCUAUGGGGAUGGGUCUCAUUACAGUGUCCAUGAAGAGAUGACCCCUGCCCCCUUCCUGAGCCCGGGGAUUGGGGGUAAAAACGAACGAGGUCCCUACUCCUCCUUCGGUGCUCAGUCUGGGUUCUUGCCCUCUGACAUGGCCAUGCCGAGCCCGGACUCGCUCUCACCCUCUGGACUGAAGCCCGGCUCUCCCUUCUACUCUUCGUAUCCCGGCAACCCCAGACGGCGGGGCCCAGAGGUGAACAUGGACAACCAGCCGAAAAAGAUUCGGAAAGUUCCUCCAGGCUUGCCCUCUUCAGUCUACCCCUCCACCUCAGGGGAGGACUACAGCCGAGAGGGUGCGGGGUACCCCUCCUCUAAACCCGGAACAGUGUACCCCAGCUCCUUUUACAUGCAAGAGGGCAUGCACCCCCCCGCGGACCCGUGGGGCCAGCCCGGGUACGCGGCCAUGCUGGGGAACCCCUCCCUCAUCGGCCAGCCCGGAUCCUUCCCCUCCAUCAGCCCCCAGGACAGAAUGAAGCGGCAGCCGCUGGCCCUGUCUCCACAGACCUACCCCCUCCACGGCAACGAGGUGAACGGCAGCCUGUCGGCGGGCUUCCACCCCACCUCAGCGGGGUACGGCGUCUCCAACCACACGCCCCCCAUCAACGGAGCAGACGGCAUCAUGGCCAAUCGCGGCUCAACGGCUGGGAGUUCGGGAGAUGAAAUCGGAAAGGCCUUGGCUUCGAUCUAUCCCUCGGAUCAGAACAGCAGCACCUUCCCCUCAACCCCCUCCACUCCGGGGGGCUCCCCCCAGGGUAUUGCAGGAGCUGCUUCUCAGUGGCCCAGACCCUCCGGCCAGGCAGGCCUGUCCCCAAACUACGAGGGCAGGCUGCACUCUCUGCAGAACAAAAUGGAGGACCGUCUGGAGGAGGCUAUCCACGUGCUGCGCAGCCAUGCGGUGGGCCAGGUCCCGGGCAUGGCGGGAGCCGACGUGCACAGCCUGCUGAGCGCCGUGUCCUCGGUGCACAACGGCGGCCUGGGCGGGCUGGGACAGCCCUUCUCCAGCAGCGGCCUGCCCCUCAGCAACCGCCACACAUCCAUGGUGGGUAACCACCAUGAGGACUCUUCCAGCCUGUCCCCCAGCGGGGGGCUCCUGCACGGCCACGCCUCUGUCCCCACGCAGCCCAGCGCCCUGUCCGACCUCAACCGGCAGCCCGAGGGCUUCACCAGUGUGCCUGGGGGCAUAACCCGCUCCACACACUCCAGCAGCAGCGACAUCAAGAGAGAAGAGAAGGAGGACGAUGAGAACUCCAUCACGGACAAGUCCGAGGACGAGAAGAAAGAGGCGAAGGGGGCCCGCACCAGAACAAGAGAAGAGACGUUUUCCCUCAAGACUUUCUCAACCCCCUCAGACCAGGGAGCAGAUCAAGAUGAUGAGGACGAGGAGGAGCUGUCUGUGGAGGUGAAGGCGGAGCGGGAGAAAGAGCGGCGGGUGGCGAAUAACGCCCGCGAGCGGCUGCGGGUGCGAGACAUCAACGAGGCCUUUAAAGAGCUGGGCCGCAUGUGCCAGCUACACCUGAGCAAUGAGAAACCGCAGACCAAACUGCUCAUUCUGCACCAGGCCGUUAAUGUUAUUCUCAACCUGGAGCAACAAGUGCGAGAGCGCAACCUGAACCCCAAAGCGGCAUGCCUGAAGCGCAGGGAGGAGGAGAAGGUGUCCGGGGUGGUGGGGGACCCCCAGAUGCCCAUGUCAGGGGCCCACCCUGGCCUGGGGGGUGAAGGGCAUAACCCUGUCAGCCAUAUGUAACACCCAGGUCCUGUGGAAUCUCCUGGGCUCUCGGAAGACGUGGCCUUAAUAUUCUUCCAUCAUUCUUCUCUGUGUGUGCGCGCGACAAACAUGUCUGUGUACAUACAAGAGGCACACUCACUCACACACACACACACACACACACACGCACACGCACACGCGCAUGCACACACUGCCAAAACUGACACCGCCAGUCGGCCACAACCCUGACCAUGACUACCAGCGCAAAUGUGAAGUUUGCCAUUAUUUUUUAUACUUAUUUGCUUCCAUAACAAUAUGGAAUCUGGCAAGAGGAGCAAGCAAGACUUUUAACACUGCCGAGAGACAGACCUGAAAACACGGAGGUAGUGAAACCAGGAGGAAUACAUGUGCCUAUGGGUCACAUAAUUUCAUGUGUGUGUGCGCGAGAGACAAAUUUCAACAAAUUGCUUACAUUUUUGGAACAAAGUGUUUAUAGAAUUUUUCAUGUGAGCAAAUGAGAAUUUGCCUUUCUUUUGAAAGUAGUUUGUCAUUCCCAACUGAGAAAAAAGUGCAGUCUUAUAUUCAUUGCAGAAGGAAAGCAAGAACCUCCCCCAACAGGUAAUGGUGGAGUCUUACAUUCAUUACCUAAACAAGUCCCCCCUCCCCCAUUAGGUAAUGGUGUCGUUGUACAUUCAUUACAGAAAGAAAGCAAGCCCCACCCCUUUUAUUAGGUAAUGGCAACAGCAGGAGUUGAACCUGCCAGAGGGGAGGGGGGCAGGACUAGGGGUGCAGGCACAGAGCCAAACUCUUGAUGUUGAAUCCUAACAUGAUGUUCAGCUCCACAGACACACAGACAAAAAAUAUAUAUUUGGAGAUGUUUGUUUUCUUCAGUUCUCAUACGUGGAAGCCAGACACAGUGACUGAGAGUCUCCAAGGCAAAGAGGACUAAGUGCUGUUUUAAAGCACGCGUUUAAGUGAGUCCCCCCCGCCCCCCCCCCAGGACUCACCCCCUAUUCUCCUUGUCCUUUUACUUCGAGCUGAACAUUCAGGAACAGACAAAGACGUUCUGUGAACGUCCGUGGAUACCAACGGCCUUUCGACUUUUGGUCCACCCCUCCCCCUCCCCCACCCAUCACCCCGCUCUCCCACAGGAGCGGAGAGGGGCGCCUGAAGCCUGCACAGGGGUGCUUCAACUGUGUGUGUGUGUGUGUGCGUGUGUGUGUGC
Megalops cyprinoides (Indo-Pacific tarpon) is the source of this 3716-nucleotide messenger RNA. RefSeq names its product transcription factor E2-alpha-like. Gene Ontology annotation, cellular component: transcription regulator complex. The transcript is spliced from 21 exons. Bases 527 to 2530 code for a protein of 667 amino acids. Gene Ontology annotation, biological process: regulation of transcription by RNA polymerase II. Lineage: Eukaryota; Metazoa; Chordata; Actinopteri; Elopiformes; Megalopidae. The record is from RefSeq and is a predicted model, not a curated record. Gene Ontology annotation, molecular function: DNA-binding transcription factor activity, RNA polymerase II-specific; RNA polymerase II cis-regulatory region sequence-specific DNA binding; protein dimerization activity.